GUCUGUCCGGUCUGCGUCGGCGCCGUGCUGCUGCCAGCCGAUCGAACUCGCAGCUCUUGCCGGUGGACAAUGACUCUGCUUGGCGCUGGCACCACAUUCACGCCGGACGAGGUGGUGUUCAUGGCCGAAAACGAGUCCGUGACGAUCGUGCCGUCCGUCCCGAUGCCCCAGCUCCAGCUCAUCAGCGGCUUCUACGGUCCCUUCCGGCCGCCGACCCAGGCCGAGGUUCCGCUAUGGCUCGCCAUCAGCCUGAAAAAAAAGGACAAGUGCAGCAUCCGGCCGCCGGCGUGGUUGGCUAUUGAACACCUGCAAAACAAGCUUGAGCAGGAGCGCAAUCACGACGAUUUCAGCGACCUGCCCUUUCAUCACUUGGAAAUGGCGCAUCUGCUGCUUGAAAGUGCCAGCGAUGACAUUGAGAAACCCGAUACGGUCCGCACACUGCUGAAGGACAUUCGCGAGGUUCGCCAGGGCAAGUCUCGCAAAGGUCUCAGCGAAUUGAACCCGCAGUACCUUCAAAUCAACAACUUGGGUCUGAUGGAAAUCAACGAAAUCCGCCCCUUCUUUGCGGGGGCGUUCAAUGUUGUGCGCAAGAUUGCUUCGACGACAUCCCACGCCGCUGCCUCACAAGUACUCUCCGGCGACACGCUAUCGUAGUCGGUGACGACCAUCGCCACGACCAUCGCCACGACCAUCGCCAACGCCAUCACUUCACCAACAGCAGCACCCACGCGCACGAGCA
This is a messenger RNA of Polychytrium aggregatum, 739 nucleotides long. Its product is annotated as GINS complex, PSF2 component. The coding region runs from base 70 to 654 and encodes 194 amino acids. Gene Ontology annotation, cellular component: GINS complex; nucleus. NCBI's taxonomy places the organism in Eukaryota, Fungi, Chytridiomycota, Chytridiomycetes, Polychytriales. The record is from RefSeq and is a predicted model, not a curated record. Gene Ontology annotation, biological process: DNA replication; double-strand break repair via break-induced replication. The transcript is spliced from 5 exons.